GCAAGCAACGAAUCAACGCCACUACCAAAAAAUUCCAAACAAGACAUCAGAAAAUUGUUAAAAACAAGAAUUAUAAUUUUCUUAUCAAAUCUCUCUUACUCUUUUUAGUCCUCCGCUGACCCGAUUAUCCACUUACCCGAUCCGGUUUAAACACACUCAUAUGAGUGAGGUAUAAUGACCCGUACCGGAAUCUGCCGGAGCGGUACACCUGAUUCAAAAACAUCCGUCGGAAACGACGGCGGAGGAGGAGGAGGAGGAACAACCGUCAUGAGAGUGAUCGUACCUUUACAAGGAGUGGUUCAAGGCCGUGGUGGUUUAGUCUUGGGCUCUGUAAUUCCUUGUGCUUUCUUUUACUUUCUCCAAUUUUACCUCAAACGAAACCGUAGAGACGAACCCGUAUCCGAAUCCGACCCGGCUAAUCAGAACUCGGGCUCCUCGAGUCCAACUCAGUCGGAGCUGAAUGGUUUGUCUCGGUCUCUCUCUCGGGUCAUUCCCUCGCCGAGAAAUUCCGGAGCUCACGUUUCGGUUUCGGGUCUGGCGAAUAGUAUCCUCAAAGGUGGUGGUGAUACACCGUAUCACGUGGGUUUGAAACGGGCCGCGGAGGAUCCAUAUGACGAGUUGGGUAACCCGGAUGGUAUCAUCGAACUUGGUUUAGCUCAGAACAAGCUGAGCUCGGAUUUGGUUUCGGAUCAAAAUUCAAUUGGAUUGAGUUUAAGUGGGAUUGCUUCCUACGAGCCUUCUGAUGGACUUAUGGAACUCAAAAUGGUUGUGGCAAAGCUCAUGUCUGAAGCAACCAAGAAUUCUGUUUGCUUUGAUCCAUCGCAGUUAGUAUUAACUUCUGGUGCAGCAUCAGCCAUAGAGAUUCUUUCCUUCUGCUUAGCCGAUUCUGGAAACGCUUUCCUUGUUCCAACGCCGUGUUCUCCUGGAUUCCAUGUGGAUGUUAAAUGGCGAAACGGAGUUGAAAUCAUACACGUUCCUUGUAGAAGUUCUGACAACUUCAAUAUAUCCGUUACUGCACUUGACCGAACUUUCUCUCAAGCCAAGAAACGCGGUGUGAGAAUCCGCGGAAUCAUAAUCUCAAACCCUUCCAAUCCCAUGGGACGUCUCUUGAGCAGAGAAAACCUCUAUGCUCUUUUGGACUUUGCCCGCGAAAAGAACAUUCAUAUAAUAUCCAACGAGAUCUUUGCUUGUUCGAUCCACGGAGAUGAAGAAGCAGAGUUUGUCAGCAUAGCUGAAAUAGCUGACACAGAAGAGAAUCUCGACAAGGAAAGAGUUCACAUCGUGUAUGAUCUUUCAAAAGACUUGUCUUUUCCAGGACUCAGAGCCGGCGCCAUUUACUCCUUCAAUGAGAACGUUUUAGCAGCUUCUAGAAAGCUCACAACGCUCUCACCCGUUUCAUCACCAUCCCAGCAUUUGCUCAUGUCUGCAAUCUCCAAACCGGAAUUCCUUCAAACAUAUGUUAAAACCAAUAGACAGAGACUACAGAGAAUCUACUCAGAGUUUGUGAAGGGAUUAAAAGGUUUAGGAAUCGAGUGCACGAGAAGCAAUGGAGGGUUGUUCUGUUGGGCAGAUAUGAGAGGAUUGAUCUCUUCUUAUAGCGAGAAAGGCGAAAUCGAGCUUUGGAACAAGUUCUUGGACAUUGGUAAGUUCAAUGUAACACCAGGAUCUUGCUGUCAUUGUAUUGAACCAGGAUGGUUUAGAUUCUGUUUUAGUAAUUUGUCUGAAAAAGAUGUGCUUGUAGUUAUGAACCGUAUCAGAAAAGUUUGUGUAACAUGUAAAUCACAAAAUUGAAAAUUGCUUAUCUACA
This is a messenger RNA of Arabidopsis lyrata subsp. lyrata, 1807 nucleotides long. Its product is annotated as probable aminotransferase ACS10. The transcript is spliced from 4 exons. The record is from RefSeq and is a predicted model, not a curated record. The coding region runs from base 175 to 1791 and encodes 538 amino acids. Gene Ontology annotation, biological process: biosynthetic process; amino acid metabolic process. Gene Ontology annotation, molecular function: L-aspartate:2-oxoglutarate transaminase activity; pyridoxal phosphate binding; aromatic-amino-acid:2-oxoglutarate transaminase activity. Lineage: Eukaryota; Viridiplantae; Streptophyta; Magnoliopsida; Brassicales; Brassicaceae.